AUGAGAUAAGGUUUUUCUGCCAUCAAAACUUCCUCAUCAAGAGACUGCAAUGGCUGAACAACCUACAAAACAAAAACUAUGGGGUGGUCGAUUCACCGGGAAAACGGAUCCUUUGAUGCAUGGGUUCAACCAAUCGUUGCAAUAUGAUCAAAGGAUGCAUGCGGCCGAUAUAAAAGGAUCUAUUGCCUACACCAAAGGACUGAGACGCGUCGGAAUCCUGACUCAGGACGAGGAAAUCAAAAUUAUUCAAGGAUUGCAAACAGUAGGCAAGGAAUGGGAAGACAAAGUUUUCAACAUCCAAGCAGACGAUGAAGACAUCCACACAGCCAACGAACGCAGACUGAGCGAAUUGAUUGGACCACUUGGUGGCAAGUUACACACAGGACGUUCCCGAAAUGAUCAGGUAGCGACCGAUAUGCGUUUGUGGUUGUUGGAAGAGAUCAAGGAAGUCCGCACCGGGAUAAUCGGUCUCAUACGCGUAUUGGUGGAGAGAGCCGAUAAAGAGAAGGACGCCCUGAUGCCUGGCUAUACCCAUCUACAGCGCGGACAACCCAUCCGAUGGUCACACCUACUCCUUUCUCAUGCCUUUUCGUUUCACUCCAAUCUUGAACGCCUGCAACAAUUGAUACCCAGGAUCUCCGUUUUGCCUCUUGGAUGUGGUGCUCUCGCAGGAAACCCAUUCGCGGUGGAUCGAGAAUUCCUGGCCAAAGAACUUGGCUUCCAAUCUGUGGCAGAGAACAGUCUCUGGGGUGUCGGGGAUCGAGACUUUAUCGUGGAGUUCUUGAUGUGGUCCAGCUUAGCUAUGACCCAUAUCAGUCGAAUGGCUGAAGAUCUCAUAAUCUACUCAACUGCCGAGUUCGGGUUUGUCAGUUUGAGUGAUGCAUACAGCACGGGAUCGAGUAUCAUGCCGCAAAAAAAGAACCCCGACUCUCUCGAGCUGCUCCGAGGGAAAUCUGGUCGUAUUUUCGGAAACAUGGCAGGUUUCUUUAUGACCUACAAAGGUUUGCCAUCUACGUAUAAUAAAGACCUUCAGGAGGACAAGGAGCCGCUAUUUGAUACCCUUACGAACACCUCUGUAUCAUUCAAAAUCGCUGAAGGGGUGAUUGCCACACUUGAGAUUCAUCCAGAGAAAAUGCGCCAGGCUCUCACAAUGGAUGUGCUCGCGACGGAUCUCGCAGAUUAUCUCGUUCGGAAAGGAGUUCCUUUCAGGGAGACACAUCACAUCUCUGGUCGCGCAGUUGCGUUGGCAGAGUCCCGAAAAUGCCAGCUCAAUGAGCUGACACUCCAAGAUUAUCAAGGUCUUAACCAGCUAUUUACCGAAGAUGUUCAUGAUGUCUUCGACUUCGAGGCAAGCGUCGAGAGACGGCAAGCGAUCGGAGGACCAAGUAGGGCCAUGGUUGACAGGCAGAUCGCUGUUCUCCGAAAAGCGUUGGCUGAGGUGGAGCAGCAACACUGAUUACCGACACUAACUCAUACCUAGUUUGCAUUGAACGAGCAAUGAUUCCA
This is a messenger RNA of Marasmius oreades (fairy-ring Marasmius), 1506 nucleotides long. RefSeq lists its product as uncharacterized. Gene Ontology annotation, molecular function: argininosuccinate lyase activity. Lineage: Eukaryota; Fungi; Basidiomycota; Agaricomycetes; Agaricales; Marasmiaceae. The transcript has 8 exons. The record is from RefSeq and is a predicted model, not a curated record. Gene Ontology annotation, cellular component: cytosol. The coding region runs from base 50 to 1456 and encodes 468 amino acids.